CAUGGCUAUGCCGCUAAACCUCGAGUGCAUGCUAACAUGGUGGUGCGUAAGGCCCAUAUGUUGAGUAUGACUCCGAUGUGGAAAGAUCACGGACGGCUGAGCCGCCAGAUCUUUCGAGGUUCGUGUGGGUACUCUUCCGAGGCAAGGGAAGCUCUGCCGCAGAACCGGUGGUAUGAGGCAUAG
Microthlaspi erraticum is the source of this 183-nucleotide messenger RNA. The record is from the annotation of a GenBank genome assembly. Lineage: Eukaryota; Viridiplantae; Streptophyta; Magnoliopsida; Brassicales; Brassicaceae.